AUGCAUACGGCCCAUCGUGGCAACAGAGGUCCCACAGCGAAUCUUGCAAAAGUUGACAAAAAGCCAGGGCUGGCCUUUAGACGUUGGCUUACUCAGCUUGCGCAAAAAAUUAUGCGCUCAGUUGUUACAUAGUUACUCGUUAAAGACGGGAUAAUUGUUGCAAAUGUUUUCGAUUACAGUCAAGCUCGCCGUGCAGUAACGCCGCGCUUUUGCAUUUGGUAUCGAUUGCAUCGCAAAGAGCGUCGGAUGCAGUGUGAGGUGCUGGUUUUCUCUAUGGGAAGAUGA
Molecule: messenger RNA, 285 nt
Organism: Haemonchus placei
Lineage: Eukaryota; Metazoa; Nematoda; Chromadorea; Rhabditida; Trichostrongylidae
Source: the annotation of a GenBank genome assembly